This is a messenger RNA of Ictidomys tridecemlineatus (thirteen-lined ground squirrel), 1443 nucleotides long. The record is from RefSeq and is a predicted model, not a curated record. NCBI's taxonomy places the organism in Eukaryota, Metazoa, Chordata, Mammalia, Rodentia, Sciuridae.
UUUGUGCUCUACCGUUUUCUUUCAGGAGCCAGGAGCAUUUUCAGAAUUUAGGACUCCAGUGAUAUGAUAUUUAUACUACAUAUUACUUGUACCUGGUCGGGAGGUUAAUAAGUCCAAGGGUGCCAUUAAGUUUCCCAGGAGAAACUCAUCGUUGCGGACACAAUUUCAGAAUAAAGAAAAAAAACUCAGGGAGAAUUUUAGCCCCCCUAAAUCUCAUUGGACCUCUGCACAAGCCAAGUCACAACCACUCCUGCAACACAACCGGAUUCCUUUCAGCACUCGCGGCCAUGGACAGCUCCCUCGCCGCGCGGUGCUCUCCUCCGCAGUGAUCUGACUUCCCCAGCCAGCAGCCGCCGGUGCGGCACCCGACACCGGUCUUAGCCAGCGCGUAGGGAACACGCGCUCCCUCCCGCCUCCCUCUCAGUCCCCCGCCCUUCGCUCACUCCGGCCCACUCCAGCGGCGACUUUGAGGGAUUCCCUCUCAGGCGCCCACUGCAGCAGCACAUCUGGCCUCUUCCGCAGCAACUGCAAGCAUGGAUCUCAGAGGAAGAGCCUUUCUCAGCGUCCAUAGACUUCGAAUUCUUCUGAUGCUGUUCCAUACAAUGGCUCAAAUCAUGGCAGAGCAAGAAGUGGAAAAUCUCUCAGGCCUUUCUACUAACCCUGAAAAAGACAUAUUUGUUGUACGGGAAAAUGGGACGACGUGUCUCAUGGCAGAAUUUGCAGCCAAAUUUAUUGUACCUUAUGAUGUGUGGGCCAGCAAUUAUGUCGAUCUGAUCACAGAACAGGCUGACAUCGCGUUGACCCGGGGAGCUGAGGUGAAUGGCCGCUGUGGCAGCAAUGAGUCGGAGCUGCAGGUGUUCUGGGUGGACCGUGCAUAUGCUCUCAAAAUGCUGUUUUUAAAGGAAAGCCACAACACGUCCAAGGGAUCAGAAGCGACGUGGAGGCUGAGCAAGGUGCAAUUUGUCUACGACUCCACGGAGAAGACCCACUUUAAAGACGCAGUCAGCGCUGGGAAGCACACAGCCAAUUCGCAUCACCUCUCUGCCUUGGUCACCCCAGCUGGGAAGUCCUACGAGUGUCAAGCUCAGCAGACCAUUUCUCUUGCCUCCAGCGAUCCACAGAAAACUGUUACCAUGAUCCUAUCAGCUGUCCAUAUCCAGCCCUUUGACAUCAUCUCAGAUUUUGUCUUCAGUGAAGGUAAAUUGGGAAGUGGAGGCAUGAGAAAGGAGGAAGGGAUGGCUGAUGGGGAGAGAUGCAUGGGGAGAGAGCUGCCAGGGUCCCAGGAUAGUACCAUUUGGAUUUUUCUCCAGGCUCAAGUGAUACUGCUUCCCUUCAUAACAAUUCAAAUCUAAAAAGGCAAUAAGAUGAAUAUAUCAAUUUUCCUCAGUGGCUCUUUCUUUCUCGUCUCCUUUCUUCUUUACCUCUUUUCUUCCUUCUCUCUCU